CGUCCAGCAGCUGAUCGGUAAUCCAGAAGAAGUUUCCCCUCAGUUAGGGGGGAGCUCCACUUUGAAGCAGGAGACUCCACAACCACCCUGCAUUAAAAAGGAAGAGGAGGAACUCUGCAUCACUCAGGAGGGAGAGUGUCUUCUAGGACGAGAGGAAGCUGAUUACACCAAGUUUCCACUGAGUAUUCUCUCUGUGAAGACUGAAGAUGAUGAAGAGAAACCACAAGUAGACAACGUCUUAGCUCCACCAUCAGAUAGUGAGGCUGAAGACGAGGUUGAAGAACCUUUGAGCAGCGAUACAGACUGUGAAGGUGAUAUGAAGACUCACACUGACAACAAACACUCUGAAUGCUCUUCAAAGAAGAGAGGUAAAACAUGUUUGAGCUGCUCAGUUUGUGCUGAAAGUUUUACUAAAAAGAGCCUUUUGACUCAACACAUGAGAACACACAAAGGUGAAAAACCAUUUAAUUGUUCAGUUUGUGGCAAAAGCUUUUCUCAAAAAGGCCAUUUGACUCAACACAUGAGAACACACACAGGUGAAAAACCAUAUAAGUGUUCAUUUUGCGGCAAAAGCUUUUCUAAAAAAAGCUCUUUGACUGAACACAUGAGAACACACACAGGCGAAAAUACAUUUAAGUGUUCAGUUUGUGGCAAAAGCUUUUCUAUUAAGAGGUAUUUGACUGAACACAUGAGAACACACACAGGUGAAAAACCUUUUAGUUGUUCAGUUUGUGGCAAAAGCUUUUCUCUAAAAUGCCAUUUGACUCCACACAUGAGAACACACACAGGUGAAAAACCUUUUAGUUGUUCAGUUUGUGGCAAAAGCUUUUCUGAUAAGGGCCAUUUGACUCAACACGUGAGAACACACACAGGAGAAAAACCAUUUAGUUGUUCAGUUUGUGGCAAAAGCUUUUCUGAUAAGAGCCAUUUGACUCAACACAUGAGAACACACACAGGAGAAAAACCAUUUAGUUGUUCAGUUUGUGGCAAAAGCUUUUCUGAUAAGAGCCAUUUGACUCAACACAUGAGAACACACACAGGAGAAAAACCAUUUAGUUGUUCAGUUUGUGGCAAAAGCUUUUCUGAUAAGAGCCAUUCGAUUCAACACAUGAGAACACACACAGGUGAAAAAUUUAGUUGUUCAGUUUGUAGCAAAAGCUUUUCUGUUAAGAGCCAUUUGACUGAACACAUGAGAACACACACAGGUGAAAAACCAUUUAGUUGUUCAGUGUGCUGUAAAAGAUUUACUAAAAUGAGCCAUUUGACCCGACACAUGACAACACACACAGGUGAAAAACCAUUUAGUUGUUCAGUUUGUGGCAAAAGCUUUUCUGUUAAGAGCUAUUUGACUGGACACAUGAGAACACACACAGGUGAAAAACCAUAUACGUGUUCAGUUUGUGGCGUAAGCUUUUCUCACAAAAGCAAUUUGACUCAACACAUGAGAUCACACACAGGUGAAAAACCAUUUAACUGUUCAAUUUGUGGUAAAAACUAUUCUUUAAAGAGCCGUUUGAGUCAACACAUGAGAACACACACAGGUGAAAAACCAUUUAGUUGUUCAGUUUGUGGCAAAAGCUUUUCUGUUAAGAGCCAUUUGACUGGACACAUGAGAACACACACAGGUGAAAAACCAUAUAAGUGUUCAGUUUGUGGCAAAAGCUUUUCUGAUAACAGUUAUUUGAAUCGACACAUGAGAACACACACAGGUGGAAAAGUAUUUAAGUGUUCAGUUUGUGGCGAAAGUUUUUCUCAAAAUAACGGUUUGACUCGACACAUGAGAACACACACAGGUGAAAAACCCUUUAAUUGUUCAGUUUGUGGCAAAAGCUUUUCUCAAAAUAGCUGUUUGACUCAACACAUGAGAACACACACAGGUGAAAAACCAUUUAAUUGUUCAGAGUGUGGCAAAAGCUUUUCUGUUAAGGGCCAUUUGACUGGACACAUGAGAACACACACAGGUGAAAAACCAUAUAAGUGUUCAGUUUGUGGCAAAAGCUUUUCUGAUAAGAGCCAUUUGACUCGACACAAGAGAACACACACAGGUAAAAAACCAUUUAGUUGUUCAGUGUGCUGUAAAAGGUUCCCACGUAAUGCAGACGCAGUAAAACACAUGAGAACACACAAGGGAAAAUAACCAAUUAGCUGUUUCGUUUGUGGUAUGUUGCUCAUAUGUGGUGACAUCCACCCAACCCAGGACCUCCUCACUGCUUCUUUCACAAAUAUCUGAGGUAUUCAUACAAGCUUGGCUUAUUUGGAGCAUAAUCGUAUCUACUCAUGACCCCAUGUCUUCUCUGUAUCUGAAACCUUCCUGAACAGUAAGAUAGAUGAUGCUUCAAGUGCUUGGUUACUCCUUCUUCAGUGCAGGGACCUGGGGCCUCAUGUGUCAAGUUUGUGCACGCUCAAAAACCUGCACUACACCCUUUUUCACUGCAAAGUUGAGAUGUAUCAAAACUGACGUUGUGAUGCUGGGUAACUGUUUGCAUGACCAAGUGCCAACUUUUACUCCUCAGACUGAUUGAUGUGCAAAUCAGAGACAAAUGAACAAUUAACCCCCAACCCCCACCUCCCUCGACAUUCGGGCAUAACAGGUUCAAUCCGGCCCGCCAGAUGAGUUUGCGAAGUGUAAAAUUCAGCUGCAUUUUUUAAUUAAAUAAACUGCUGUUCUAAAUGUGUCCACUGGAUGUCGCAAUAGCAAUUCUGUUAGGCAAGCAAAUAGUUUAUACCGGGGCGAGCAAGUAUACCAAGCAAAAGGUACACGGUAAAGCGGGGCUGUGACUCCUCCCCCUCCACCCAACGUAAAACAGGAGUAAAAUAAGCAAUCAGUAACCCCACUUAAAAUGCAGCAUGAGACACUGCACACUGAUAUAGUUCUGUGAAAAUGAUUGUCUUCUGUGCAAAUGUAAAGAAAGUGAACAGUGUGUGAUUUACUGCAAUACUGUCAGUCUUUUAACUUUUUAUUUGUGCUUUGUUGAAAUUAUUAAUACAUUGCACAGCUUUUAUUUUUCUAUCAAUACACAUUAUGUCUAGAAGACAGGAAGUAACUCAACACUCUUGAAUAGUUUCUACCUCAGUUUGUAUGGUUUGUUGAGUUAGCACAGGAUUAAUAUGUGGAAAUGACAAAUGAGGUAGUUGAUACAUAGAAUAGUUUUUAUUCAUGCUUUAUUUAGUUUUUUGUUCAAUCCUAGAUGGGUUGUGACUUAAAGUUUAAUUGCUUUGUAGAAACACUGAG
Messenger RNA from Entelurus aequoreus (snake pipefish), 3232 nucleotides. RefSeq names its product gastrula zinc finger protein XlCGF57.1-like. The transcript has 2 exons. NCBI's taxonomy places the organism in Eukaryota, Metazoa, Chordata, Actinopteri, Syngnathiformes, Syngnathidae. The record is from RefSeq and is a predicted model, not a curated record. The coding region runs from base 317 to 2137 and encodes 606 amino acids. Gene Ontology annotation, molecular function: DNA-binding transcription factor activity; RNA polymerase II cis-regulatory region sequence-specific DNA binding. Gene Ontology annotation, biological process: regulation of immune system process; regulation of cytokine production; negative regulation of transcription by RNA polymerase II.